AUGAUGAGUGACAAGCCAAAAGAUCAUACCCCAAGAAGAAGUCAAAGACUGAAAGAUAAAGACAAGAAGAGAUCUGAUACUUUAAGUGAUAAAGAAUCAGAGAAAUUAGAGAAAAAGAGAAAAUUACAAUAUGAUGAAUUAGCUCAAAAUACAGAUGAAUUAUAUAAGACAGAUCUGCAGGAUGAUAUUGGUGAUGCUACCAGAAUUAAGAGAGCUAAAGAUGAGGUAAUUAGACCUCCAGCGCCUGACAUUUUUCUAAGACAGAAUAAACAAGAUAAAGUUAAUGUUGAUCAAGAAUUUUUUGAUAGUUCACAAAGGUCAAAAAAUAAUAACUCCAUUAUACGUCAAUCAGUAUUAAACAACAAAGAAAUUUUAAUAAAAAACUUUGAAGCAGAAUUGAUUAAAUCUUCCAUCGAUAUAGAUGUAAGAGAUUUUUACAAAAAUAUUGAUCAUGAAACUACAAAGAUAUUCAAAAAAGAUUUCUUUAUUUUCAUCACCACUGCUAUAAAGAAAUUUUUUGUCAAUAAACCUGAAUAUUUUUUAAAUGAAUCAUCAUGUCCUAUCAAUUUCAUACAUUUUUUCAAAUUGGUGUUUGUAAGUCGUGUUGACAAAAUUAAUGCAAAAUUUAGCGUAAUCACAGAGAUUACAGAAGAUAUGAGUACGGUUAAUGAAGAAUAUAUCGCUACGUCAACUAAUGACACCAAAUCCCAAGGAGCGAUCCAUUCAAAAUUUAUCGAAUUAUUUAAAGAGAUGGUUCCAAAACCAUCAGAUGAAUUUGAUGAUGAGGAUUUAGCAAGAAAAUUCAGAUAUUGUGAGGAAGAGUUAAUUCAGAAAUUAGAACAACUAAGGUUAAAAGAUCCUUCGACGCUUUUUGAGGAUUUAGAUAAUAUUUUGACAAAAAUUACUGAAAAUGUAAUUGAUGAGAUUGACUUAGUUGUUCAUGAUGAUGAUGACACUCAAACAAAUUCAACGUCGUCAGGAAGUAAAAAUAUUGAUGAAGAAAUUAAAUCUCAUGAAAAAAAUCAAAAAGCUCAAGAUAAGAAACUUAAGGAACAUAAGGAACAUAUGAAAUAUAUGAAACAUAAGAGAGAAACAAAAAUCCAAAACACAUUUGAUAAAUCAAUAACUCCAUUCAAAUUACUAUGUAACCUUGUUUAUGACCCCAAAUUAUUCAAUUGUUACCAAAAUGAAAAGAUUACAUUUGUGUUACCUGAAGAUUUAGAAGAAAAAUUUCCACAUCUCAAAGACGUUAAAAAUGUAAUUGAAACAGAUCUCACAUUUAAAAUUCACAAUACAUCGGGUAAUACAACCAAGGCUGCUAAAUAUCCAUUGGAGAUAAAGUUACCCAGCAUAGCUACACUACUAAAUGAACUUGGUAGCCAUGAUAUCUCUUCUCGGAGUCGAGGCAUUUACAAACAAGUCAUAAAUCAAAUGGUUGCCUUUAAAACUAACGUUUGUUUUCUGUCUGAUCAUAAUAAUAUGGUUAUCUUAUUGUUUCAAGAAAAUGGAGAAAAUGGUAUUACUGAAUCUAAAUUAAAAAACAGUAAUGAUUUAAUGGUCGAGAUUCCUUUUAGGAUAUUAACAAUAGAUAAUACUUAUCAAAAUAUAUUGAAAUAUACUGGUGAUUUAGAUAUAAAAGAUAAACUCACAUUUGAAAUGUUAAUGUUGAUAAUGAUGAGACACCCAUUUGAAGCUUUAGGUGACAGCAAAAAACUUUUGGAUUUUGUUUUAUUAGAUCCCAGGAAAAUCCAAGAACAACGGAUAAGAUUUAUGAAAUCAAUUAUAAGCUAUUUUAAUGAUGAAGAUUUCUUAUCAAAUGACGAUUUUUCAGAUACACCCACAAUUGUUUCUUCUCAAAUUAGACCAUCAUCAUCAUCAUCAUCAAAUAAUACAUUAAUUCCAACACCCAAUAAAGAUUUGAAACAAGAUUUGAAACAAGAUUUGAAUAAAGACUUGAAAUUUUUCAACUGUCCAAUGAUCUUAAAACACGUCAAAGAUAUAUUAUCAGAAACAAUAACAGGUCAAGAAUCAAAACCUUCAGUUUCGUUAUUAUUACACAGCUCUGAAUUGGAGAAAUUGAAUAUUAUGUGUAUCGAUCAAAAAUCAAAAAAUGAAUUAGUUGUAUUGAAGAUCUUUGAUGUUGAAUAUGCUCAUAUAAAUUAUCAUAAAAGCUGGAUCAAAUAUCAAUAUGCUGAUUUCAAGGAAUUUUACAGAGAAAACAUUUAUAAAGAUGCAUUUUUAAAAGAAUUGAAAGUAAUGAGACGGAUUAAAAGCUAUAAUGAUUCUGUUUUUGAAGAUAAGAAAAUAAAUACCUCAAGUUUAUUAGGUUUUGGUAUUCUUACAAGUUUUGUAUAUAAUGGGCCGUUUAUCAUACAUAGUUAUAUUGACUGUAUAAUUCGUCAAAAACCAAAAACAAAAGAACACUUAGAACUUGGUAUUCAACAAUUUAAUAGAUUACUUGGUAUUGGAAUCAAUCAUAAUGAUAUUGCCAAAAGGAACAUUGGGUUUGAUGAAGAAGAAAAAAAGUUCUAUAUCAUUGAUUUCGAUCAUAGUGAAAUGUUACCUGAAGGGAAGAAGUAUAAUUAUUCAAUGACUUAUGAAAUGCUGAAAUGUGAGCUUGGUUUGUGA
This is a messenger RNA of Hansenula ciferrii, 2628 nucleotides long. RefSeq lists its product as uncharacterized. Lineage: Eukaryota; Fungi; Ascomycota; Saccharomycetes; Phaffomycetales; Wickerhamomycetaceae. The coding region runs from base 1 to 2628 and encodes 875 amino acids. The record is from RefSeq and is a predicted model, not a curated record. The transcript has a single exon.